AUGACCACAUCGACCUCGGCGACGACGACGACGGCGGCGGCGGCAGCGACGGCCCAGCUGGCCGCGGGGCCCUGUUUCCCGCCGCACCCGUCGCCUUCCACCAUCGGCCCGCUGUACAUUGCCCACUUCGCCACCACCCAUGCCACGUUCCGCCUGCCCGACUUCUACUCGGCCGCUGCCUACCUCGAAGUGCCCUUCGCGUUUGUGCCCGUGCCAGUGUCCAAGAAUUACCCGUCGGCCGCGUCCUCCUCCGCCUCAAUGUCGGACAAACACGCGCAGUCCUCAACCUCGACCUCGACCUCGGCGUGGCAGCCCGAUCCGACGCGCCCCUACCAGCUCGUCUACCUCCCCUCGGAUGCCGUGGCCCAGCAGCUGCUGCGACGCUGCGUCAGUCUCCGCUCCAUCUGGGCCUACUGGGCCCACGGUUCCUCGUACGCCGAGCUCCACGCUCUCGCUCAGACGCCAUCGCACCGUCCGCUCUGGGAGCCCUCCAUCACGGUGCCCUCGUGGAAGGCGCACGUCUUCUCCUACAGCGGCACCAUCUCGGAGCGCCGCAAGGUCGACGUGAUCCAGUCGUUCGCCUACAUGGAGUUCCAAGGCCGGAUCCAGCUCCGCGAGCCCUCGAUGCGGUGGGGCGUCAUGGAGGAGUACCUCGGCCAAGACCUCUGGCCCGCCGGCUACCAGCCCACCGCCGCACCGUCUCGAGCCGAAAGGCUGCAGCAAGAGGGUCGUGCAAGUGCAGGUGCGAGCGCCGAUGCCGACACGAUGGGCAUCGCCAGCGGCAGCGGAGCCGCCGCCGAGCCGCCGAGGUACCGCAAGUCCAACGACCCUGCCCUCGAGGGGCAGACGGGCCUGGCGCGCGACCUGAUCGACAAGCUCGACCUCAAGAAGCGCGUCUACAUUGGCAACACGUCGAUGGAGUCGGAGAUGUCGCUGCUGAUGGCCUCGCUGGCGCUGGCGGGGCCGGGCCGGAUGGUCUACGACCCGUUCGCCGGCACGGGCUCGCUGCUGUACGCGGCGGCCGUGUUUGGCGCCAUGACGCUGGGCAGCGACAUUGACGGGCGGACGAUGCGCGGCAAGACCAACGCCAAGCUCAAGGAGAGCGACCCGGCGCGCGCCGGCAGUAUCGGCAUCAUCAAGUCGGCGCAGCAGUACGGCGUGCGCGACCGCAUCCUCGACUGCCUCGUGUGCGACAUGUCGCGCGCGCCCUUCCGCCGGUCGCUUUUCGAGGGCAAGCCGGCGUCGUCGUCGUCGUCGUCGUCGUCGUCGUCGUCGGCUGGUGUCGCUGUGCAGGGCGAGGGCGGGUUCCUGGACGGCAUCGUCGCCGACCCUCCGUACGGUGUGAGGGCGGGAGCCAAGCGGCUGGGCAAGCGCGACCCGGAAAAGCAGCGGGACGAAGCCUUCUGGAUGCCCGACGGCCUCGGGCCGGGCAAGGGGUGCUGGUCGCACGAGCGAUCCGACUACAUCCCGCCCACGCGGCCCUACCACCUCGUCGACCUGAUCGACGACCUGCUCGAGUACGCCUACAACCUGCUCAAGCCGCACGGCCGCCUCGUCUUCUGGCUGCCCGUAGUCAUUGAUGCCGACGAUGGCCAGGACGACGACGACGGCGGCGAAGGGGAGGGAGAGGGAGAGGGAGAGGGAGGGGGUGGACAGCAGCGGGAGCGGUGCGGCUCGGGGGGCGGCGAAAAGGUCAAGGUCGACCUGCCGCGACACAAGCGGGCGCGCGGCCAGGGACGCAUGAGGCUGCUGCACCACAGCCUGCAGGAUUUUGGACGGUGGGGCCGUCGGCUGAUCACGAUGGAAAAGGUGCCCCCUAGCGAAGACGUCGAUGGCCACGAGGGCGAUCUGGAGGGCAAUGGCGAUGGCGAGAGAGAGGGAGGUGGAGAGGCUGGGGUUGGGAGGACGGCCGUGCGGGCGCCGCGCACCGAUGGACGCGGCGUCUACCGCGCCGAUGCCGAUCCGGACGAGUUUAGGAACCGGUACUUUGUCCCUCGCUCCGAGCGGGCCGCCCAGCAGCAGCAGCAGCAGCAGCAGCGGUGA
Messenger RNA from Pseudozyma flocculosa PF-1, 2043 nucleotides. RefSeq lists its product as uncharacterized. Gene Ontology annotation, cellular component: cytoplasm. Gene Ontology annotation, molecular function: nucleic acid binding. Lineage: Eukaryota; Fungi; Basidiomycota; Ustilaginomycetes; Ustilaginales; Ustilaginaceae. The record is from RefSeq and is a predicted model, not a curated record. Gene Ontology annotation, biological process: methylation. Bases 1 to 2043 code for a protein of 680 amino acids. The transcript has 2 exons.